This is a messenger RNA of Aaosphaeria arxii CBS 175.79, 1479 nucleotides long. RefSeq lists its product as uncharacterized. The record is from RefSeq and is a predicted model, not a curated record. The coding region runs from base 1 to 1113 and encodes 370 amino acids. The transcript has 5 exons. NCBI's taxonomy places the organism in Eukaryota, Fungi, Ascomycota, Dothideomycetes, Pleosporales.
AUGGGCGCCCUUGAACCUACCACCAAACAGCCAAAGGGCUUCAAAGCCUUCUGUAGAAGGAUAUAUACCACGCUUGGCUUCCAGAAAGGAUACAACUUUGUGCUGUGGUUUACUCUCGCAGGGGCACUGUUUGGCUUCUCCAUUGCCCGCCUCGCCUAUCUGAACUUCAAUCAAAACCUCUGUCCCGCAACUUCUGCACCCGGCAACAGCGCUGCCCCUGGAGAAUGCUACUACUACAAAACAUUCACCCAGUACAAGGUUGGAAUCAUGCUCCACCUCGCUGGAGUCCUCCCCGCCGGAAUUAUCGCCUUCUUCCAAUUCAUCCCCAUCAUCCGCCAUAAAGCUAUCCUCGUCCACCGAAUCAUGGGAUACAUCGCUCUUCUACUAUUCGUUGCAGGCACUAUCGGCGCAUUCAUGAUCGCUAGACACUCCUUCGGUGGCGGCCUCGACACCCAAGCCUUCAUCGGCGUCGUCGCAAUCGCCACACUAGGCUCCUUCGCCAUGGCCAUCAUCAAUAUCAAACGUCUUCAAAUCGAGCAGCACCGCGCCUGGAUGCUUCGAGGCUGGGUCUACGCCGGCGGAAUCAUAACAUCUCGCAUCAUAAUGAUCAUAACCGCCUCAAUCAUCUCCUCCACCCACGCCUACCACGCCGUCUGGCCCUGCGCCAAAAUCGCACACACCCUCCCCGCCAGCACCGCCCUCCUGACCGCCUACCCCGCCUGCGCCUCUUACCUCGACGGCUCGAAUCCAAACCAGGUCGCAAUCGUCGCCGCGGACAUGACCGCCGGGUCUCCUGUCACGGCGGGCGCGGCGCUCAACAUCGGGUUCGGAAUGGCGCUUUGGGUCGCUGGUGCUAUUCAUGCGGUCGGCGUUGAGAUUUAUCUCCAUCUCACUCCCAAGGAAUCACAGCGCCUCCGCCAGGUCAGCUACCAACGACAACUCGAAGCUGGGAUGAGGAAGCCUGGGUCUGCGGGCUUGACGGCGGACCGCGUGGGCGAUGCGCCGCCGUUUGUGCCGGAGGUUGAGGACGGGGAUAAGCUGACGAAGGAUGUUAGCAAGAUGAUUAUGCUGUUAUUUGGUAUCAUUGGGAGUUGGUUUGAUGGCUAUGCAUAAUUGGGCGUCCUUUUAGUGUUUGGGAUGGCAGUUGCCCGGAAAACAUAUACCAAUUUUAUACGACAUACCUCAUUUGAGAGCUCAUGAAAUGAGAUGAAACAUUUGGUAACAUCGUCGGAGCUAUUUGGAAUCUGUAGACCGGCUGCUUGUGUUCGAAUUGAUGGCGGUACAAUGAGGCCAAUGUCCUUGUUGGGCAGUGCGGGUAGAUACCUAGGUAGGUAUAUACGCACUCGAAUUUGCAUGGUGUUGAUGAGUGAACCAUCUAGGGGGAACUUGAAAUCCGGGGUAAAAUGCGGGGUUACGCUAAGCAGGUAGUAAUGAAUGCGGAGGAUUUGCUCACCAGUCGUUUGUUUAGUAUAUUUUUAG